This is a messenger RNA of Colletotrichum graminicola M1.001, 1005 nucleotides long. RefSeq lists its product as uncharacterized. The record is from RefSeq and is a predicted model, not a curated record. The coding region runs from base 1 to 1005 and encodes 334 amino acids. The transcript is spliced from 2 exons. Lineage: Eukaryota; Fungi; Ascomycota; Sordariomycetes; Glomerellales; Glomerellaceae.
AUGGAGCCUCACCACCAGACUGCCUCUGUGCUUCAGCCUGGCGGUAUAGAGUUCGCCUUCGGUACAGGCGAUGGCUCUCACUCAUUCACGUGGAGCCCUCCCGCUUCCGCGAGCCCCCCAGACAAUGACCACCAGACAGCGUUAAACGACCGGAAACGUCGUCGAGUGCAUGUCAAUAUUGUCAAGCAGGGUGUUGCUUUGCUACAGCUUGGCUCGGAUAUAACCUAUGACUUCAGCUCGACCCAUGCCGAGGCCGAGAAAAUCCUUGCGGGUGUCAUCGCUGAGAGAGAUCAUCUUCAAAGGAACCUUGAUAUUAUCAAAGACGACCUUCGGCAUACACUGGGUAGAUAUCGAGCGAUUGUGGAAAAGCUUGAUGGCACCCAAGGGGAGGAUCUUGAACACGCCCAACAGAAAGUAAGCCAUGCAAACCUGCAAAGGGCCAAGGCCGAGGAGGAAGUCAAAGAGGUCAAGGCCGAACUGGACAAUCUUCGAGACCAGGCUCAGGUGGAGAAGACCAAUCUCGUGCAGGAGCGCGAGGAGCUACAAAAGGAAUUGGACAGCGCCACGAAAAGCGAGAUGAGAUAUCGAGAUGAGGUCGCCCAGCUCAAGAAAGAUACCGAAAGCCUCGGAGAAGAGCACAAAGGCUGCCAAGUAUCGCAUGACAAACUCCAAAGCGACCUUCUCAGCGCCCUCCAGGCAAGCGUAGGGGCCAGAGCAGAACUCAGCGAGGCACAGAAAGGACUGGACGAGAGUCACGACAAGUACGCCAAGUUGGUCGUCGAGAUGCGGCUCUUGGAGGAAAAGAACACGGCCCAGGUAACCCGACUUGGAAGCGAGCGCUGCGAACACCUCCGCGAGAAGCGGGAGACCAUCGAGAAGCAGAAAAAGGCCGAGGCCGAGAUCAAGAGACUCCGAGACGAAAACUACAGUCUGUCGUCAAAGUUCCGCGGUGGCACACUGGAAGACGAACUGCGAAUGGCGCUCGAGGCGGAACUCGGCAAUUGA